AUGGUCAAUUUUCAAAUCUGGAGGCAUGUGCCUGGAAAAACCUUGCUGUUUCUCACAAAUCUCGUGGCGGCAACAGCUUUGGUCUUUGAAGGUUACAAUCAAGGUGUCCUGGGAACCGUGAGCGAAACUCCCGGGUUUAUUGAUAUGGCUGGAAUUGGCGCGAACGGAGUUGUGACCAACUCCACCAAACAAGGUGGUCUGGCGGCGGCCUAUUACUUUGGUGGUAUGUGGGGCUGUUUCUCAGGAGGUUGGGUGGGCGACAAACUUGGCCGAAAACGAGGUGUAUUCAUCGGUACCCUUUUCGGUCUUCUUGGAGCUGCCCUCAUGUCUGGCAGCACCAACUCGGACAUGUUUAUUUGUGCUCGAGUCAUUGCUGGUUUGGGUAUAGGAUUUGUGACUGCCAUUGUCCCACCUUGGGUGAGCGAGCUUUCUGAGGCUCACGAUCGUGGCUCCAGCUUCUCCUUGGUAUUUGUCGCAAAUUAUCUCGGCAUUACCAUUGCGUACUGGUUGAACUAUGGUAUCCGAAACACCAAUGCCCAAUUCCGUUGGCGCUUUCCCCUGGCCUGGAUGUCUAUUCCUCUCAUCAUCGUUGACCUUGCCCUUCCUUUCUUGCCAGAGUCUCCAAGGUGGCUCAUCACGAACGGAAAACGACAAGAAGCUAUUGAUAUUCUCUGCAAACUUCGAGGCGACCUAACUCCGGACGCACCCGAAAUCGUCAGUGAAGUUGCCCAACUCGACGCAAUUGUGGAAGCGACCGACCAGAAGCGAAACGACCUUCUUAACAUAAUACUCGGUGGAAGACAUUCUGGCAAUCUGCAUCUGGGCAGACGAGCUAUCAUGGGCUUUGCACUGCAGUGGAUUCAACAAUGGAUCGGUAUCCUGGCUAUCGCUGCAUGGGCCGGCACCCUCUUCAACCUCGCUGGCUUCGAUACACAGAAGUCUUUGUGGUUGGCCGGGCUUGUGAAUACUUUUGGUAUACCAGGGACCAUUGCAGCAUCUUUUGUGGUUGAUCGGAUUGGCCGCAUCAAGUCAUUGAUGGUCUCCUUCAUCACUCAAGCUGUCGCUCUGUUCCUCGUUGCUGCCCUCAUCAAAACUUCCCAAAACGCAGCUGCCACAGAUAUCGAAAAGUCUAGACAGCUCGGAACUGCUGCUGCUUCCUUUGUUUUUGUCUACAUCUGGUUCUUCACCAUGUUCAACAUCAUUCCAUGCUGGAUCUAUGGAACCGAGAUCUGGCCUCAAGAGAUUCGUGCCAAAGGUUACAGCUUUACCAUCUUUGGCUGGGCGUGUGGAUGUGGCAUGACUCAGUUUGUGAUCCCUGUCAUGCUCCAAAAGCUUGGCUGGGCCACCUACGUCUUCUUUGGAGCUACGAACAUCAUUGCUAUGCCAAUAGUAUGGUUCUUAUUCCCCGAGGUGGCCCAGAAAUCGCUGGAGGAAAUCAAUCUCUUGUUUACAAGCAGUAGUCUUCUCGUGUCCAAGAACAUGCAGGAGUACCAGCGGCGAUUGGAUGAAGCAAACGGAGAUGUCGCUGUAGCCUCGAGGCAGUUGCUUGAUGAGGUAAAUGGGUACGUUCAUCAUCACGGUGAGAAUGAGAAGGACUUGGAGUAUCAUGAAAAUGGCACAGUUGAGGAGAAUGAUGUGGUCACUGCUUAA
Molecule: messenger RNA, 1650 nt
Organism: Fusarium poae
Lineage: Eukaryota; Fungi; Ascomycota; Sordariomycetes; Hypocreales; Nectriaceae
Exons: 5
Coding region: 1-1650 (549 amino acids)
Biological process (GO): carbohydrate transport; transmembrane transport
Cellular component (GO): membrane
Molecular function (GO): carbohydrate:proton symporter activity
Source: RefSeq, a predicted model, not a curated record